Molecule: messenger RNA, 1317 nt
Organism: Botrytis porri
Lineage: Eukaryota; Fungi; Ascomycota; Leotiomycetes; Helotiales; Sclerotiniaceae
Exons: 6
Coding region: 1-1317 (438 amino acids)
Source: RefSeq, a predicted model, not a curated record
AUGUUGAUAUUGAACGGCACACAUGGAGGCUGUCGUUUCUGCGCUGUGGUAUGGAGAGCAUUUAGGGAUGAGGGAGUUUAUCGGAGCUUCUACUCAAACAAUAAUACCAAUGCGUUGUCCUUGAAUGAUAUUGCAAGGCGUUUCGUCAUAAACUCUUUGUCUCUUGAACUAAAGGAAGGCAUUUCUAAGGGUGGUGGAGUUUUAGUGCUAGUUUUAGACACGUUAAAUGGUUACCGCGACUUUCAUAAAAUGUCACAUUCUCUUACAAACACCAAUCAUUUUUCUCAAGAGAGAUGGAGGAACUUCUGUUAUUCAUCGAUAAGAAUGUGCCAAGAAACUCAUGAAUUAUACAAUUCCGCUUCAAUCUCUGAGAAGACUUUGCGUUGCUUGCCUACACGUCUCAUUGAUGUUGAAUGCGAUCCUCCAAGGUUGAUCUUGUCGUCUAACAUAGGACCUGGAAGUUCAUACGCGACUAUAAGUCACUGCUGGGGUAAAGCACCGGUUCUCACUUUGACAACGAAGAAUAUUGAAGCUUUUCAACAAGGGUUACCCAUUUCUCAUCUAAAUGCCAUCGAUGUAGGGGAAAGACUCUUACGAGACGUCAACGAUUCCAUCCCAGAUUGGGAGAAUGAAGCACCGAAAAUGUCCCAGGUCUAUGGGAAUGCCUUUUGCUGUAUCGCAGCCUCUGCUGCGACCGAUGGAUCAAAGGGCCUUUUCUUUCCGAAAAACUUUAUGGUGGACGACGUCCUACGUGUAAAUCUUUAUAGAGCAAAAUAUCCGCGUCUGACAAGCCCAGCACCCCUAAAUCAGCGUGGUUGGGUUGUACAAGAAAGGGCUCUUACCAAAAGGACAUUGCAGUUUCUUGACGGGGAAGUGAUAUGGAAAUGUCAAAAAAGAAUGGCAUCAGAGUCAUUCUCUGUCGUAUCAUCAUGUUUAAAGAUACCCGAUGAUCACCUUCUAUUUCCUCAGUCUCCUACUGCAAACUUCAAUUUUCGAAUGUUCUGGACUCAGCUCUUACUGAUGUAUAGAAAAACUAUGCUUUCGUAUCCAACUGAUAUACUCAUGGCAAUAGCUGGUGUGGCACGUCAAUUUGGGGAAUACUUACCGACCAAAAACAAGGUAUAUCUCGCCGGAAUGUGGUCGUUCGAGCUUGAGAGGCAAUUGGGAUGGCGAGCAACCACACCUGGCUCUAGGUUUGAUCUUGAUCGUCGAGAGUGCCCUAGCUCUAACGUCGCACCUUCUUGGAGUGGGAGCGCAAUCAAUUCCUUGAUCGUGGUUCCCGAUACAACUUCUUUUUUCCCUGUUGGCAGUUGUUGA